CGCAUGCGAUGACCGAUGGCAACUGGCAGAUUCACAUCUGUUUACGAGUGGCGUGUAUACACGGAAUGCGCAUUGCCGCGGUAUAAAAGGCUAGAGAUUACGGUUGGAAAGCUGCAGUUCUCACCUGGCCGCCAUAUAUGUACCAUGAGACACGAGGAAGACGCAAGGAUCAAGGUCGGUAUCGCCUUGACCAUCGCGCUGGCUCUCGGCCAUCGAUCACGAGCCGGCGUGAUAUCACUGGAAGGAGAGGCUUCGCACGAACAACAGGAUCCGCUGCAACACGGUUCACUGGCCAACUCGUAUUUGCAGUUUCACGGACCCGUCGAGGGGCCAGUGUUCGAGGUGAAAGUACCGUACGCGGAGGCUCACGAGGACAGCUCGAACCAUUUGCACGGGCACGAGCAGCAGGAGCUGCGCUACGCGCUCGACUACGUCGCGCAUCCCAAGUACGAAUUCUCAUACGGAGUCGAGGACCAUCAGACUGGCGAUUUUCAUGCUCAGAAGGAGACGCGAGAUGGAAGCAGCGUGUCUGGCCAGUACAGCGUGAAGGAACCAGGUGGUAGCGUUCGGGUGGUCAGAUACCGCGCCGACAAGGAUGGAUUUCAUGCCGCGGUGCACACUUCCGGCAAGAACGACCACUCGGCCGCUAUCUACGAUGGUCAAGGUCAGCUUCGAGUUCACGAUCACCAAGCUGCGGUGCAACAGGAGCAAGACGUUCAAGAUUACGUCGCCUCAUAUACCGCGAACGAGGAAUAUUGAUCCUCUCGCGGCCGAUCGAUCUCUUGUCGAGUUUUAUAUCUGCUCGUAACGCUUCGUUGUUUCCUGUCUUCCGCGUCAUAUCAAAGGCUAUCAACCUGAACAUCGUCAUUGUUCGUAUUUGUACAUAUAGAAUAAUAUUUUUUCAAUAAAACGUCUAUUCUUGGAUA
Molecule: messenger RNA, 926 nt
Organism: Frieseomelitta varia
Lineage: Eukaryota; Metazoa; Arthropoda; Insecta; Hymenoptera; Apidae
Product: adult-specific cuticular protein ACP-22-like
Exons: 3
Coding region: 16-759 (247 amino acids)
Cellular component (GO): extracellular matrix
Source: RefSeq, a predicted model, not a curated record